CUACCCGUCUAGGCUUAUUACUAACCACAUCUUCUUCCAUUUUUAGGUCUACGGGCCACUUACUCAUGACGGUAAUAUUUCCACACCCUACUCGUUUAGGCUCAUUACUAACCACAUCUCCUUCCAUUCGUUACGCACCACUACCUCCCCUCAACGAUAGGCGCUUUUAUUAUAUAUCCGAUGUCGCUGACCCCAACCGAGUAUGCGCACUCCUUACCCUUCCUCUUCCAUUUUUAAGGUCCACAGACAACUUCUCUCGACGGUAAGUAUGCCCAUUCCUUUAGGCUUAUUACUAACCACAUUUGUUAGGUCUACGGACCACUACCUCCCCUCAACGAUAAGCGCUCCUC
This is a messenger RNA of Cantharellus anzutake, 350 nucleotides long. RefSeq lists its product as uncharacterized. Lineage: Eukaryota; Fungi; Basidiomycota; Agaricomycetes; Cantharellales; Hydnaceae. The record is from RefSeq and is a predicted model, not a curated record. The transcript is spliced from 2 exons. Bases 66 to 266 code for a protein of 66 amino acids.